CUUACUUAGAUGCAUGGUAUAAUUUGCGGAUCCAGUAUAUCCGCCUGAAUCGAACAUAAAGUGUGACGGUGGAAUUCGUUUGGAUUCACAACAAAUUGCCAAAUUUUAAAAUAAUGCAAAAAAAAAAAAAAAAAAAAAAACGUUAAAUUACCAACAACCUACCUUUCUUCAGGCUCCAGCUCAUCAAUCUCUCUCUUUGAGUGUAAAUUAAUCAACCACCUCGUAUCUUAUACAAUAUAGAUCUCCAUUAUCUUCAUUCUUCACUCACUCACUCUUACAUCGUAUUCUAACUCCCUGUUUCCGCGCUUCAAAUCUUCAAUUGCUACCAUUAAAAACCACUUCUUUCCAUGCUAAUUUUAGUCCUUUAUUCUUGAAUUUUUGUGGGAGUUGCUUGAUUUUAACAAUGGGGAGCUCAGAUGACAAAGUUGUAGCUGUGAUCAUGGUGGGUGGACCCACUAAAGGUACUCGAUUCAGGCCUUUAUCUCUGAAUAUUCCAAAACCUCUUUUUCCUUUAGCUGGACAACCUAUGGUUCAUCAUCCAAUUUCAGCUUGUAAAAGGAUUCCUAACCUAGCACAAAUUUACUUGGUUGGUUUCUAUGAAGAGCGGGAAUUUGCAUUAUAUGUAUCUUCAAUUUCUAAUGAAUUGAAAGUUCCUGUCAGAUACUUGAAGGAAGACAAGCCUCAUGGUUCUGCUGGAUGCCUGUAUAAUUUCAGGGAUAUAAUCAUGGAAGACAGUCCGUCGCAAAUAUUCUUGUUGAAUUGUGAUGUUUGCUGUAGUUUUCCUUUGCCAGAAAUGCUUGAGGCUCACAAAACAUAUGGAGGAAUGGGAACUAUAUUGGUUAGCAAGGUUUCUGCAGAGUCUGCCAGCCAGUUUGGUGAAUUGGUUGCUGAUCCUGUCACCAAUGAAGUUUUGCAUUACACCGAGAGGCCUGAAACUUUUGUUAGUGAUAGAAUAAACUGUGGGGUCUAUGUUUUUACACCAGACAUUUUUUCAGCCAUCCAAGAUGUUUCAAGACACCGAAAAGAUUCAGCCAAUAUGAGACGUGUAUCCAGCUUUGAAGCACUUCAAUCUGCGACAAAGAGUCUGCCCUCAGAUUUUGUGAGGCUGGACCAAGAUAUUUUGACACCGCUAGCUGGAAAGAAAAAAUUGUAUACAUAUGAGACCAUGGACUUCUGGGAACAAAUCAAGACCCCUGGAAUGUCUCUGAAAUGUUCUGGUCUCUAUCUGCACCAAUUUCGAGUGACCUCCCCACAUCUUUUGUCAAGUGGUGAUGGAACAAAGAGUGCGACCAUAAUUGGCGAUGUAUACAUUCAUCCCUCAGCUAAAAUACAUCCCACAGCAAAGAUUGGUCCAAAUGUUUCAAUCUCUGCAAAUGCUCGUGUAGGAGCUGGUGCGAGGCUCAUCAACUGUAUUGUUCUAGAUGAUGUUGAAAUCAAGGACAAUGCAGUUGUUAUCCAUUCAAUUGUUGGGUGGAAAUCAACAAUUGGAAAAUGGUCUCGAGUUCAGGCUGAAGGAGAAUACAAUGCGAAACUUGGAAUCACAAUUCUUGGGGAAUCUGUAAAUGUAGAAGAUGAAGUGGUGGUGAUCAAGAGCAUUGUGCUUCCAAACAAGACUCUUAAUGUCAGUGUCCAGGAGGAAAUCAUACUGUAGCCAAAUGCCAAUACUUCCAUGAAGUCAUGAACACCUUUUUUUGUCAACUUAUUAAUACUGUUUCUUCCCAAUGUAUCAAUUUCAUAGAUCUUAUACUGACAAUCUUCAUCAUUUUGUACCGCUAAUGCGUAAUUGUAUAUGUUUUUCUAAAGAGAAUAAUUUUGACUCAAUAAAAGUUUAUUUUUGUUUCAUCUAA
Molecule: messenger RNA, 1847 nt
Organism: Chenopodium quinoa (quinoa)
Lineage: Eukaryota; Viridiplantae; Streptophyta; Magnoliopsida; Caryophyllales; Amaranthaceae
Product: mannose-1-phosphate guanyltransferase alpha-like
Exons: 15
Coding region: 404-1651 (415 amino acids)
Biological process (GO): biosynthetic process
Cellular component (GO): cytoplasm
Source: RefSeq, a predicted model, not a curated record